AUGGGUUUGAACGGCAUGUCCGGCCUGAACGGACUACCAGGACAAUCUGGAAUGUUCGGAUCUGGCUCCGACUACAGACUUCCAGGAAGUCUUAACGGAAACUUCUUGGGCCAACAGCAGAACCGCUACCCAGGAAACAGUCCCUACGGGCUGUCCAGCUACGAAAUCGCUUCGAUCAUCUCUCAGAACCCUGCCGGUAGGACCAAAGUAUUUUUCUGGUACUGAAUUAGAAGAUUUCAGUCCUGCAGUACAUUCUGUCGGCUCUGCAACAAUCAGGAAUCUCGGCCAGAACUCUCCUCGUCGCCAUCCUCAGCGAGUCGCAGAGCAACCUUGGAGGCUUCAAUGGAUUCUCCGGCAGUGGCGAUUUUUUCGGCGCCACUGAAAUUGGAAGCUUCCCUGGCUUCCCCGGCAUGAAUGGACAAUCCGGCUACAACGGAUUCCCUGGAAUGAACGGUUUCCCUGGCUUCAACGAACUCCAAGGAAUGAACGGCCUUUCGGGAUUCAACGGAAUCUCUGGAAGCAGCAGACUUCCAGGAAUCGGAGGACCUUCUGGCUACAACGGCAUUCCCUCGAUCCGCAUGAAAUAA
Caenorhabditis auriculariae is the source of this 587-nucleotide messenger RNA. The record is from the annotation of a GenBank genome assembly. Lineage: Eukaryota; Metazoa; Nematoda; Chromadorea; Rhabditida; Rhabditidae.